Molecule: messenger RNA, 765 nt
Organism: Coniosporium apollinis CBS 100218
Lineage: Eukaryota; Fungi; Ascomycota; Dothideomycetes
Exons: 1
Coding region: 1-765 (254 amino acids)
Biological process (GO): endoplasmic reticulum to Golgi vesicle-mediated transport
Cellular component (GO): TRAPPII protein complex; TRAPPIII protein complex; TRAPPI protein complex
Source: RefSeq, a predicted model, not a curated record
AUGAGCGGCCCUCCACCUCCCCCGAACAAACUACCUCCCAAUGUCAUACAACAGCAACGCCAGCAAGCCGCGGCGCCGCCGGCACGUCCCACGCCGCCAGCCUCAGGCCUCCGCUACCCAACCAACAAGAAAACAAUCUACGACCGCAACCUGCACCGCAGCAAAGGCGCCGAGCUAAGCCGCGCAGCCUUUGCCUACCUCUUCGUAGAAAUGAUCAGCUACGCGCAAAAGCGCGUGACCGGGAUUGCGGAUCUCGAGAAAAGGCUCAAUACGCAGGGCUACCCGCUCGGGCUCAAGCUGCUUGAUUUGCUCCUGUCCCGGCAGUCGUCGUCUAGUAGCUCCUCUACUGCCUCGCUGCGACCCACACGCAUUCUGGCGCUUCUCCAGUUCAUCACGACGACGCUCUGGCGCCACCUCUUCGGCCGCCCGGCUGACGCGCUCGAGCGCUCUGCGACGGAGAAGGAGCUCUAUAUGGUCACGGAUAACGAACCGCUUGUGAACACUUACAUCAGUGUGCCGAAGGAGAUGAGCCAGCUCAACUGCGCGGCAUACGUUGCCGGGAUCGUGGAGGGAGUGUGCGAUGCGGCGGGCUUUGCGACGGAAGGGGUCAGCGCGCAUAGUGUGGGGGUUGAAGAGCAAGGGGACGGUGAUGGUGGUGGCGGUGGAGGAGGAGGCGGAGGGAUGUGGCCUGGAAAGACGAUUUUCUUGAUCAGGUUCCGUCCGGAGGUCAUGGAGAGGGAGGAGAUUCUGGGGAGGGGAGGCUGA